CUGGGGAUCCCUUAGGGAUUCCCAGAUCCCGAUCCCAGAUCCCAAUCCCAAUCCCUGUUGUUCCAGAGGUGGGCCUGGAGCCCUGGGGAUCCCUUAGGGAUUCCCAGAUCCCAAUCCCAGAUCCCAAUCCCUGAUCUCCAUGCUGUUGUUCCAGAGGUGGGCCUGGAGCACUUCCUGCGGAAGGUGGAGGCCGCUCACUGCUCCGCCUGCGACCUCCUGAUCCCGAUGCACUUCGGCUCCAUCCAGAAACACCUGAAAUCCCUGGAUCACAACCACAACCGCCGGGCCAUGCUGGAGCAGUCCAAGAGAGCCUCGCUGGUGGUGGCCCGGAGCAUCCUCAACAACAAACUCAUCAGCAAGAAGCUGGAAAAGUUCCUCAAGGGGGAAAAUCCCUUCACGGACGACGCUGAGGAAAAGGAGGAGCCCGAGGAAGGAGCAGGGGAGGAAAAUCCCGAAAAUUCCACAGAAAAUCCCCAAAAUCCUGAGGAAAACCUGGAAAACCCCAAAGAAAAUCUGGAAAAUCCCACGGAAAAUCCUGAGAAUUCCACGGAAAAUCCGGAAAAUCCCACGGAAAGUCCGGAAAAUUCCACAGAAAACCCCCAAAAUCCUGAGGAAAAUCCGGAAAAUUCCACAGAAAAUCCGGAAAGUUCCACAGAAAAUCCGGAAAGUUCCACGGAAAAUCCGGAAAAUUCCACGGGAAAUCCCCCAAAUCCGGAGGAUUCUGAGGAAAAUCCGGAAAAUUUGGAGGAAAAUCUGGAAAAUCCCGAGGGAAUUUCAGCAGCCAAAAAGCAGCAAAAGGGACCAGGGGCAAAUCCAGAGGGGGAAAAUUCCCCAAAUUCCCCAAAUUCCCCAAAUUCCCCAAUUCCCCAAAUUCUGAGGAGCUCCCGGAGCAACAGGAGGGAGAGGAAAGUUCUGGAAAGUUCCAGGAGUGAAUUCCUGGAGGGAAAAGGACCUGGAACCGUCCCUGGCUGGGCCCGGCCCCAAAUCCUGGAAUUUCCUGGGAUUUCUUUGGGAAUUCCUGAAAAAAAUGGGAAUUUUGUGGAAGUUUCUGAGGGAAUUCCUGGGAAAAAAAGGAAAUUCCUUGGAUUUUUUGGGAAUUCCUGGGAAAAAAAAGGGAAUUUUGUUGGGUUUCUUUGGGAAUUCCGUUGGGUUUUGGGGAUUUCCUGGCAUCAUUUCCUUGGAUUUUUUGGGAAUUCCCAGGGAAAAAUGGGAAUUUCCUUUGGGUUUUGGGAAUUCCUGGGAAAAAAAAGAGAAUUCUGCUGGAUUUUUUGGGAAUUCCCUUGGAGUUUUUUGGGAAUUCCCAGGAAAUAAAGAGAAUUUCUUUGGACUUUUUGGGAAUUCCCAGUUGGGAUUUGUGGAAAUUCCCAGUUGGGAUUUUUUGGGAAUUUCCAGUUGGAUUUGAGGGAAUUUCCAGUUGGGAUUUGAGGGAAUUCCCAGCUGGAAUUUGUGGGAAUUCCCAGCUGGAUUUGUGGGGAUUCCCAGUUGGGAUUUGUGGGAAUUCCCAGUUGGAUUUGUAGGAAUUCUCAGCUGGGAUUUGUGGGAAUUUCCAGCUGGGAUUUUUAGGAAUUCCCAGUUGGAUUUGUGGGAAUUUCCAGUUGGAUUUGAGGGAAUUUCCAGUUGGGAUUUUUGGGAAUUCACAGUUGGGAUUUGUGGGAUUUUCCAGCUGGGAUUUGUGGGAUUUUCCAGCUGGGAUUUGAGGGAAUUCCCAGCUGGGAUUUUUUUGGGAAUUCCCAGUUGGAUUUGAGGGAAUUUCAAGGUGAACUUUUUGUAAUCCAGAGCUGGAAUUUUUAGGAAUUCCCAUUUGGGAUUUGUGGGAUUUUCCCCUCCGGCCUGGGGCUGUUCCCAGGCGUGCCCAGGCUGGGAUUUCUCCCCAGGAUUUUCCAGGAUUUCCGUGGCUGUGGCUCCCUGUUCCCGACGUUCCCCUGCUGCUCUCCCCUCGGUUUUUCCCCCUUUUUCCCCAUUUUUUCCCGUUUUUCCCCGUUUUCCCCCCGUUUUCCCCGCUGUUUUUCCCUGCCCUCGGAGCGUUCGGUGCCGUUGUGUCCGUUGUGAACGGGAGGAGAUUCCCGAGGUUUCUGUGGAUUUUAAAGGACUCCACCUCAGCCGA
Messenger RNA from Serinus canaria (Common canary), 2104 nucleotides. RefSeq names its product nucleosome assembly protein 1-like 3. The coding region runs from base 226 to 1311 and encodes 361 amino acids. The record is from RefSeq and is a predicted model, not a curated record. Gene Ontology annotation, molecular function: protein kinase A regulatory subunit binding; DNA binding. Lineage: Eukaryota; Metazoa; Chordata; Aves; Passeriformes; Fringillidae. The transcript is spliced from 3 exons. Gene Ontology annotation, cellular component: nucleus; nuclear matrix.